CGCGAUGAUGAUAAUUUUGAAGCAUUGUAAUUAUUUUUUUCCUAAAUAAUUACUCCUCUUAAUCAAAAUACUUAUAUACUUAUGUAAUUUCGCUUCGUUUUUGUAUAAUAUUCUUUUCGUAAAAAUUAUAUGCGUCACUUAGUGUUGACUCGAACGUCAUUUUUUUUUUUUUAUUUUGCAGUCAUUAUGAAAUUUGUCCGGAGAAGUGUCGAUAAAUGAUAAUCAAAAACAAGAAUGGCGAUCACUAUUUCAAACUCCGUUCUAACCUCGCCCCGCCCCAACCAGUCCCGUCCCACACUGAGUAUUAAGCCCUGAAACACCUUCUCCAUGUUAUUGCGCAUUAUUAUUACUGCCUUCAUCAUCUUUGCUUCCUUCCCUCCUCAGCUGCAAGUAUUCCCGCGAUGGAGUGGGAGAAGAAGGAAGGACGGGAAAAGAGAAGGCUUGGCGGGGUCUCUGCCUACGAAACAUUUGCCACGCGCUUCCCCUCAUCUCGCCUCGCCGUUUCCCCGUGCGACAAGCAAGACAACGAGGUUUUAUGGUGAGGAAGACCAAAAUUGGCCAAAUUUGGGACAUCUCAAGAAAAUCUAAGGAGAAAACACCACUUUGGGGAAAUUCCUAAAAGGUCAUGAUGCUGAGAGGAGGAGAAGGUCACCAGCACAGUUAAGAUGAGUGACCCUGAUCCUGACCUGCGUGACCUCCACGAUGCCGUGCUGACCUUUGACCCUGCAGUAGUGAGGGCAGCUCUUGACAAGUACAAUGCUGGGUCCAAGGAGAAGCCAUGGUGUGGUGAGGACGGCUCCACACCACUUCACACCAUAUGCAAGUCAGGCAGGACUCACAUUCCACCCUGGCCCUCUACUCCCCCUUCAAAGACUCAGGAGGGGGGUGAGGUGGAUCAGGUGGAAUGGGAGCCUGCCCCCACUCCACCUGCCCCACCAUGGAGUGGAGGGAGUGGAGGGGAGAGGCACCACAGACUCCGCAUGUGCAUUGUGUACAUGCUGUGUGAUGCAGGGAUAGAUGUGAAUGCUGUUGAUGGAUGCGGACUCACACCACUCCACUAUGCUGCCAGGAGAGGUGAUGCAGCCCUGUGUGAUGCGCUGCUGCAGUGUGGCGCUGACCUUGAGGCACAGCAUAAGGGGUGCCCGCUGUGGGUGGAGGUGGCGGCUGCAGCACAGAGAGAGAGAGAGGGAGAGGCACAGCACAGACUCAGCAAGGAAGAAGAGAAACACACAGACAAGAUUAAAGAUGAAAAUGAGAAAAAGAACAGGAACAAAAAAGAGAAAGAGAUAGAGAAGAAAUAUGAACAUGGAGACAAAGCUGAAGAGAAUAAAGAAGAGAAAUACAAAGUUGAUGGAAAUGAACAAGAAAAGUCUAUUCUUAUUCCCUCUCCUGGCCGCCCUCACUGCCCCGCCCAGGCUGUGUGUAGGCUGUUCAGGUUCUACUGGCCGGGGCUGUGGCGUGCUGUGGCUGAGGAGGAUGUGAACAAGGUGCGACAGCUGGUCAAUGCGUGGUGCAAGGUUGACCUGCGGCGAGGGGGCAUGACCCUGCUGGAGGUAGCUCAGAGCACUGCCAAUGAGACCAUCACCUCCCUGCUGCUCUCCAUCCAGCCCUCCCUGGCACUAGUCCACUCCUGCCUAGCCAACAAUCUCCCAGCCGUCUGUGCCUUGCUUGCCUCAUCCGCCCGGCCCAGACUCAACCUGGACAUCCGACGGCUGAGUGAGCGUGCUGCCCCUCUACUGUACUUUGUGGUGCGUGCUGGCCACUACCGCACCGCUGGGGAGCUAUGCCGCCAUGGAGCUUCCUGCCUGGCCCACAUGCUGCCUGAUGGGACAGGACGCAGCCACCCAGAGUCAGCCGUGGUAUUUGAGGCACUGGAGCCAUGGCUGCCUGCUGAGGUGCUGGCCAACAUCCUGCCAUCUCCAGGCUCCCGACAAGCAGAGGCGCUGGCCCGGGCCUGCAGCAGUGGUGGUGGCAGUGUCCUCAGGGUGGCUGUGGAGAGGGGUGUGUCAGCCCAGGCUGUGGAGGCCCUGGUGUGUGUAGGAGGCCCAGCAUUGGUGUGUGAGCGUGAUGCAGAAGGCCUUACCCCACACGACCUGGCCAUCAGACUAGGCCGGCCCCACCUUGCCCAGCUCCUGGACACCCACACCACUGCCUGGCUGGCCACCCCGACCCCACACCCCUCCUGCCGUGCCGCCCUGGCCCUGGGGGGGUACGGCCGGCUGGUGACGCUGGCUGCCGCUGCUGGGGAAGUGGCUGAAGGGGGCUUGGAGGAGGUGAAGGGGUUCCUGGAGGAGUAUUGGAGGUGUCAGGCAUUCCUGGCACAGGUGUUUGCAGCGGUGGGGGAGGGUGUCGGGGAGGCAGUGGUGGCAGAGGUGGUGCAGGGCUACCACAGCGACACCUUCCACCUGUCUGAUGUGCUGUGGAGGGGCCGCCUGCAGGGUGACGGCAUGCCCCUGCUGCACUGGGCAGUCCUGCAUGGCCACCUGGCAGCGCUGGACCUUAUCCUCAAGCCUCCUCAGGGCACUGGUUCCCCCCAACACCCUCCCCUGACCACCAGGUUCUGCCCAGACGAGGUGAGGGACCCAUGGUGUCGCACUGCCCUGCACUAUGCCCUUGCCCUGCAGGGGGGAGGUGCCCUUGCUGCUGCCCUGCUGGAUGCUGGCUGCUCUGAGCAUACUCUGGACAUGUAUGGUCGAGAACCGCUGGACUUCCGAGAUGUGAGAGGAAGCCCUGCCAUGGAGAACCUGCUGGAGAACCUCAGAAACAAGGUGUACGGAGAGCCCCGCCCUGACCCCUGGGACCCCGAGGUGUUGCGCUCCCACCUGCAACACCUGAGGAGACAGCGAUUCCACCAGCACCACCACCAGCACCACAACCACCACCACCACCACAACCACCACCACAACCACCACCACCACCACCACAAGUUCCCCACACCUCCUUCAAGUGACUUCCAUUGGCCACUUCCCCAACCUGCAGGAGAGGAGGAGGAAGAGGAGGAGGAAGAGGAAGAUGAGGAGGAGGAGAGGGAAGGUGGAUGGCGUGUAUGUGUGGUGAUGUGAGGUUUAGGUGUGUGUGUGUGUGUGUGUGUGUGUGUGUGUGUGUGUGUGUGUGUGUGUGUGUGUGUGUAUGUGUGUGUGUGUGUGUGUGUGUGUGUGUAAUGGUGAAUGAAUCCAGUUAGGUACUUAAACAUUUAGAUAAAAAAAAAAAGUGAAAAAGUGCUUACCUGAUCUACCAAAAGUGAAAUGCACAAUUGUUUUUAUUAUUUUCUGCUGUCUGAUCAGCAAGAGACAUGAAUUAAUGAGUAGUUUAAAAAUAGAUGGGAAUAUAUUGACUCGUUAGCUCUACAUUAGCCAAAGUGUAGAAUAUUAACUGUAGUUUUGAUGCCAUUCAUGAUAUUUUUUCCCUAUAUUAAUCAUCAUAAUAAUAACAAUGAUAAUAAUAACAACUACAGUGUCUAUUUGUUGAUGUUAUUUCAUUUACACAUUUAUCAUUAUUUUCUUCUACGUAAGAGGGGUUCAGGUCAAAGAAAUGCCCACAGAAGAUGCCAGUCUCUUACAAUGACCGUCUGAAUGCACAUCUAAAACUUACAUUGUGAAGCAUCUUGAAAUGCCUUUAUUUGGUCUUGAUCCCACAGCACCUGGUUUUGUUCCUGGAAGAUUAGAGAGAAGAGCUUGACUUUUUGAAGCCUUGUUCAUCUCCCCUGCCAAUGGUGAUGCAGGGGGAGCUGUUGAAUUGGUGUCUGUGGAGGUCCUUGAUGCCUCUCUGUGUUAUCUGCUAUGCACUGACUUUUCAGGUUGUGAGGUUGUUGGUUCAUUGUCUUUCUUCUUCGGGCUAUUUCUUUACUAAUGUACAAAGUCUUCUGGUAAUUCCUCAGUCACACCCAUUACAAGCAUGUCUUCUUUUGCAUCCAUAAAUCUUUUCUUACAUCUUCCUCUCUCCUGCUGUGUACAUCUAUCUCCAUCAUCAUCCUCCUCACAUACACUGAGCCUCCAAGCACAGAAGGAUCACAUGUAGAUCAUCUAGUCUUGUGUUGUCUCCUGAUUUUCUUAUUUUAUAUUCUCACCCUCCAGAUAUCACCAGAAUUUCCUUACAAUAUGCCAGGAGUAGUAAAGAAAUGGUUAUAAUAUUUAGUAGCUGUUCAGCUGUUGAUAUUUACAAAGAAUGUUUGACAUAUGAUUUCUUGACAUCCAAGUUAUUCAGGUUUAUAAGUGUGUUCUGUAGCUAUUUGUAGUGUAAUGUAGUUGGUUUACAUUAUAUUUGUGCUUAUUUUUCUUUCAAAUAGCAAUUUUUAGUGUUUUAGUGUAGGAAUAAUUAUUAGAUUCAUCUUUUACUUUUAUACAAUAGUCUUUCACUUUGGAUUAAUGCAGCUUGUCACAAACAGCCACGUAAAGGUCAACAGGUCUGCUGCUGAUUGCUCGUACCUCAUAGUUCACUCCAUGACAUCUAUAGAAACACUCCAUUCAGUUCUUGGCUGCAUCUCUUCAACAUCUUUAACAAUUUUCCUCAAUCUUUUUCACCCUCUUUAGCAUCUUUCCUGUCUUACAUCUAACUAUAUCCUUUUCCACUCUUUAGCACCUUUCCUCAGUUUUACAUCUUCUGGCUACACUCUUUUUUUAUUCUCUUUAGCAUCCUUAUCAGGCUUAUAUUUCUUGGCUACAUUUUUCCACUCUCAUUAGCAUCCUUCCUCAGUCUUACAUCUUCUGGCUACACUCUUUUAUUUUCUUUAGCAUCCUUACUCAGGCUUAUGUUUCUUGCCUACACUCUUUUUUCAUUCUCUUUUAGCAUCCUUCCUCAGGCUUAUGUUCCCUGGCUACACUCUUUUUCAUUCUCUUUAGCACCCUUCCUCGGUCUUACAUCUGCUGGCUACACUCUUUUUUUUAUUCUCUUUAGUAUCCUUUCUCAGGCUUAUGUUUCUUGGUUACACUCUUUUUCACUCUCUUUAGCAUCCUUCCUCAGUCUUAACUCUAAUCUCCUGUGAGUUUCCUUGUAACACGUGCCAACUUGGAUUCUCAGAUCAGGGGACUUAAUAAACAAAAGAAAACAAAGGAAGCUGCAAGAAGCCAUCAGGCCUACAUGUGGCCAAUCCCUGUAUAAAACCUAUCUUCCUUUUUCCACUUAUUAUACUCAUCUAUAUAUUUGUCUAAUCUUCUUUUAAGGCUCCCUAAUGAUUCAACACUAAGAACCUGAUUGAAGAAAACACAUAAAACAGUGGCAGUAAGUGUGUUAGAUUAAUUGAAUGUUGAUAAUUGAGUGUUUUUCUAGUGUCAGUUUUGCCUCAUCUUUGAAAAUGAUGUAUUGUUGAUAGUGUUGAUAGUGUUCUGAAUGCAUUGUUUGAUAGGUAUUGUCACCAUAGCUAGUUGUCAUCACUAUACUUGUCACCAUCACUGCUACUAGCUAUGUUUUCAUUGUCAUCACCAUCACCAACACAGUCACCACCACAGUUAGCUAUGUUUUCACUGUCACCAUCACCAUGAGCUUGUUAUCAUCACCUCCAGUUAUGUUUUUUACUAGUAACACCACUGUCACCACCACAAGCACUGCCAUCACCACCACCACUGCCAACACAAGCAGUAUAGUUGUCAACACCACCACCACCACCACCACCACUGCUAGUCAUUCACACAAAGAUAGGGAAGAUGCAUAAUUGAAAGUAGACAGAUAGCAAAAGUUUAUUAGUUGAAAAAAUAUAGAGAAAUUAAGAGCAUAGAAAUGAACAAUACAAAGAGUAAACUAUUCUUGAUGCCUCACCAAAUAGUUAUGAUUAUUAUGAUGACAGUUAGGAUGUAUUGUGUAAACUGAUGCAGGGUGUUGAAGAGGAAAUAGAAGGAUAAGUACCCAUCACAUCUGUAAAGUUUAGCUGUAGUGGAAGUAAAGAAAAAGGAGAUGAAUGGAUGUAUUUCAAAGUUUGUUCAUGAAAGGCGUGUUUUGUGUGUGUGUGUGUGUGUGUGUGUGUGUGUGUGUGUGUGUGUGUGUGUGUGUGUGUGUGUGUGUGUGUGUGUGUGUGUGUGUGUGUGUGUGUGUGAAGCUACAGAUGAAUUCUUUCUCUAAUAAGAUGGAUGUAAUUGAGUUUAAGAAAAUAAGGGAAGCUGCAAGAAGCCAUCAGACCUACACGUGGCAGUCCUAGUAUAAAACAUGCCCACCUAUUUCCACCUAUCAUCCCCAUCUAUAAAUUUGUCUAAUAUUCUUCUAAAGUUCCCUAAUGACUUACACUAACUUGAUUACUGAGUCCAUUCUGUAAGUCUAUUCUGUAUUCUAUUUGAGAACCAAUUCCUUCCUAUCUCUUUUUUUAUCUAACUUUAUUAAGCUUGAACCAGUUAUUUCUUGUUCUAUCCUGAGUACGAGUACUGUUUAGGAUAAGCAAGAAUAUUCACAGACAGCAAAUUGUGUGGCUGUGUGAAUAUUUGUGAUCAUUAUGUAUGUGCAGACACAUUUUUCAGAUUUAACAGUUUUUCCUUUCAUUUCACUGUUUUUCUCAGAUUUUUAAUGAAACUUUGAUGCAAUUGAUAUGUGAUCGACUUAAAAUGAAUAAUGUUAGUAAUAAUUGUAUGUACAGGCUGUCAGGAAUGUUUCUUUUAUCACCGUUUGUAUGUAUAGGCAGUUGUAAAUCUAUUUUAUCAUUGUUUCAGCAAUAUUUGUAUGCGCAGCCAGUUAUGAAUGUUUAUUUUAUCUUCAUUUCAGGAAUAACUGUAUUCUGUAUUUAACCAUUCUUUCCCCAGUAAUUAUAUGAACAGGCAGUUAUCAAUGCUAUUUUAUCAUCAUUUCAGAGUUAAUUGUAUGUAAAACCAAAUGCUUAUUUUACCAUUAUUUCCUGAUAUGUCGCAAUGUGCCACUAAUCUGGUCUUUCUAAAACAAACAUGCCCUCCA
This is a messenger RNA of Scylla paramamosain (green mud crab), 6867 nucleotides long. RefSeq lists its product as uncharacterized. The record is from RefSeq and is a predicted model, not a curated record. Gene Ontology annotation, molecular function: protein binding. The transcript is spliced from 14 exons. NCBI's taxonomy places the organism in Eukaryota, Metazoa, Arthropoda, Malacostraca, Decapoda, Portunidae. Bases 666 to 3062 code for a protein of 798 amino acids.